GUCUACUUCGACCCGCCGGACCUGGGUUGGGAGCCCUACUUUGCCUCCUGGGUGCAGAAGUUCGUUCCGGCGAACCGACAGGCCGAUGUCUCUGCCUUGGCCGAGAAAUGGAUCCCCAAAUGCCUGAAGAUGCGGAAGUCAUGCCAAGAGCUGGCACCGAUCGUCGACGCCAACGCCGUCAUCUCCCUGACGCGCCUGUACGAGACGUUUGCCCCCAAGAUCGAUGUCGAGGCCUUCGGAGAGAAGUCUGGUGAGGCUUUGGAAAAGCUCUUCGCUUAUUCGCUGAUUUGGUCUUUGGGCUCCUCCAUCACGGAGACCUCACGUCCUGCCUUCGAUCAGUGCGUUCGGGAGAUCGAGAACUUCUUCCCAGCUUCGCAUCCCAUCUACGACUAUAGCUUCAACUUCGAUAAGGCCGACUGGCAGACGUGGGAGGAGAAGCUGCCGAACCCCUUCAAGCCUGGGGAGGAUACUCCGUUCCACCGUAUCAUCGUGCCGACGACCGACACCAUCCGUAACAUGUUCAUCCUCAACUCCCUGAACGGCAAGCAUUUCCACAGCCUUCUGGUCGGUGCGACUGGCACGGGAAAGACCAUUGCUGUGCAGCAGGCCAUUUCGGAGCUUGAUGACACGGCCUGGACCUCUCUCACGAUCAACAUGUCGGCAAUGACAUCGUCAGGCAAGACUCAAGAGAUCAUCGAGAGCAAGAUCGAGAAACGCAUCAAGAACAAGUUCGGGCCGGCGGGCAACAAGCGAAUGCUCAUGUUCGUGGAUGACCUGAACAUGCCGAGGAAAGACACGUUCGGCUCACAGCCACCUCUGGAAUUGUUGAGGCAGUGGAUCGACUAUGGGUGCUGGUACGACCGUGUCAAGCAGACGCUGAGGUACGUCGAGGGAAUUCACAUGGUUUCGGCCAUGGGUCCUCCAGGAGGUGGUCGCGCGGUCAUUUCGUCACGGUUGCAAUCUGCGGCCAACAACCUUUGCUUCGUGAACCCGGCAGACAGCCAGAUCAGGCGAAUCUUCAUGACCCUGGCGAGCAACAAGCUCAACGAGUUCCGCAACGAAGACAUCAAAGCCCUGUCCGAGCCGCUCACCAUGACUACCAUCGCUAUCUACAGCCAGAUCAGCGAAGGAUUCCUCCCGACCCCGGAGAAGUGCCACUACCUCUUCAACCUCCGCGACAUCGCCAAGAUCUUCCAAGGCGUGUACCUGGCAGAUUCCAAGGUUCAUGAGGAGAAAGAGCAGAUCAUUCGGCUCUGGUACCACGAGUGCUGCCGCGUCUUCAUGGAUCGACUCAUCAACCACGAGGACCGCGAGAAGCUUCGUGGCCUGCUGGAUGCUGCUAUGGACAACGGCUUGCAGGUACGAAGCAAAGAGAUUGAUGGCGGCGACCCGGAUUUCGUGUUCGCCGCCUUGGAUUUGACGAAUCCCGAAGCCGAGGAUGCGACGUACGACUACAUGCAGGAUCGCAAAGGCCUGAAAGCUUUCAUGGAGCAGAAGAACGAGGACUACAACACCAUGUUCAAGAAGUCGCCCAUGUCCUUGGUCAUGUUCAAAGAGGCCGUGGAGAUCUGUUGCAAGAUUCUGCGCAUCCUGAAGCAACCGCAGGGAAAUGCGCUUCUGAUUGGCGUCGGUGGUUCGGGCCGCCACUGUCAAACCCGACUGGCUUCAUACCUAGCCUUCUACAAGUGCUUCUCCAUCGAGAUCACCAAGCAGUACAAGCACCAGGCCUUCCUGGAUGACAUGAAGCGCCUUUAUGAGCUUACCGGCGUGAAGAACCAGGCAAUGACUUUCCUCUUCUCCGACACUGAGAUUGUGGAGGAAAGCUUCCUGGAAGAUGUUGCCAACAUGCUCUCCAGUGGCGAGGUGCCGAACCUGUUCACCAGCGAUGAGCUUGGGACCAUCCGCAGCGGCUUGGAGAAGGCAGCCAAGGAGCAGAAGAUCAACCAGACGGCGGAAGCCAUGUACGACUUCUUCAUCUCGCGG
Symbiodinium sp. CCMP2456 is the source of this 1983-nucleotide messenger RNA. Lineage: Eukaryota; Dinophyceae; Suessiales; Symbiodiniaceae. The record is from the annotation of a GenBank genome assembly.